This is a messenger RNA of Sorex fumeus (smoky shrew), 960 nucleotides long. RefSeq names its product olfactory receptor 1P1-like. Gene Ontology annotation, molecular function: olfactory receptor activity; G protein-coupled receptor activity. The coding region runs from base 10 to 960 and encodes 316 amino acids. Lineage: Eukaryota; Metazoa; Chordata; Mammalia; Eulipotyphla; Soricidae. Gene Ontology annotation, cellular component: membrane. Gene Ontology annotation, biological process: G protein-coupled receptor signaling pathway. The transcript has a single exon. The record is from RefSeq and is a predicted model, not a curated record.
UCGGGGCUCAUGGCAAGAGAAAACCAGACCAACAGCUUUGAGUUUCUCCUCUGGGGACUGUCAGAGCGGCCAGAGCAGCAGCACAUCCUCUUCCUCGUGUUCCUGUGGAUGUAUGUGGUCACAGUGGCAGGCAACCUGCUCAUCGUCCUGGCCAUUUUCACUGAUGCUCGUCUCCAUACACCCAUGUACUACUUUCUUGCCAGCCUGUCCUGUGCAGACAUUCUUUUUACCUCCAGCACUGUGCCCAAGGCCCUGGUGAACAUCCAGACCCAGACUAGGUCCAUCUCCUAUGCAGGAUGCAUGGUCCAACUCUACUUCUUCUUGACUUUUGGGGAUAUGGACAUUUUCCUCUUGGCCACAAUGGCCUAUGACCGCUAUGUGGCCAUCUGCCACCCUCUCCACUACACAAUGAUCAUGAGCCCCCAGCGCUGCACCAUCUUAAUUACUGUCUGCUGGAGCCUUACUAACUUUGUGGCCAUGACCCACACCUUUCUCAUGUUUCGACUCUCCUUCUGCCCUAACAAAAUCAUUCCUGAUUUUUUCUGUGAUCUGGGUCCCCUGAUGAAGGUGUCUUGCUCUGACACUCAGGUCAAUGAGCUGGUUCUCCUUUUCUUGGGGGGAGCAGUUAUAUUAGUUCCUUUUGUACUGGUCCUGAUCUCUUACAUUCGCAUUGUUGCAGCUAUCCUCAGGGUGCCCUCUGCCCAGGGGAGGCGCAAAGCCUUCUCUACCUGUGGAUCCCAUCUUGCUGUUGUUGCUUUGUUCUUUGGGACAGUGAUCAGGGCUUAUCUGUGUCCCUCAUCUUCCACAAACUCAGUAGAAGAGGAUACAGCAGCUGCUGUCAUGUACACAGUUGUGACUCCCCUUUUAAAUCCCUUCAUCUACAGCCUAAGGAACAAGGAUAUGAAGGGAGCCUUGGGGAGACUUUUCAGGGGCAAAAUCUUCUUUAUGAAGGAUCAGUAA